Molecule: messenger RNA, 807 nt
Organism: Hyaloscypha bicolor E
Lineage: Eukaryota; Fungi; Ascomycota; Leotiomycetes; Helotiales; Hyaloscyphaceae
Exons: 2
Coding region: 1-807 (268 amino acids)
Source: RefSeq, a predicted model, not a curated record
AUGCCCUUGGGAGUUUGGAAUGGUCCAUCUCACCCACCAUAUGCCGAUUGUCACAGAGCUAUUAAGGAUAAUAAUGGUGAACCGUUAUCCUCGGAAGAACUGAUACCAUUCAACAAUUCGGAUUCAGUUCUGCCCAGUCGCGGCGACGAAGCAUACAUUAGGGCCUACCGAGUGCUAAUGUCGCAAAUCUCUUUGCAGGAGUUUCAGCCAGGUUCCAAAGAGAUAGACGAAAUGGCCACAAAGACCAUAUUGUUCAAAGGAGCAGGUGCAUUUGUAAGACCACGCCCAGGGGAGUCACCCAAUAAAUCUCUAGAAGGAUUAUUGAAGCUACGGAUUGGAUGUUUCGACCCGAAAAUUAGAGUUAGCUUUAGUGACGAAGCAGAGCGUCAGCGAAAGGUUAUACAGGCCCUCUUGAGUCUCACUAUGUACUUUCACUCGCAGUCACGGAACGACUGCGCUUCCGAAUCGCACGAAUUUCUAUUCGUAGUUGGGGGUUGCCAGGCCGACAGCGAAAGUGAGCCCGUUUUCAAGGCAAAGGUCAAGGCAAAGGUCAAGGCAAAGGAAGUCAAUAUCAAGAAGGUACUAUCAAAGGAAGUUUUCAUUUUCGUUGACUAUCUGGGUGUCUGGUUUAGAGGAUCUGAUGGAAGAUUGAGUGGAGCUUCCCCGGGUAUAAUGAAUUUCACGGGCAGCAAGACAGUUUUCGAGCUGUCUCACGCCGAUAGCGCGUAUAGUCAUACCGCAUAUGUCCCCCACGCUCACCCACUCCCCUCUAUACAGACCGAAAGAAAAGAGUUUGCUAUUUACUGA